This is a messenger RNA of Thalassophryne amazonica, 3631 nucleotides long. Its product is annotated as delta-like protein 4. Gene Ontology annotation, biological process: Notch signaling pathway; heterophilic cell-cell adhesion; cell communication. The transcript has 11 exons. Gene Ontology annotation, cellular component: protein-containing complex; plasma membrane. Lineage: Eukaryota; Metazoa; Chordata; Actinopteri; Batrachoidiformes; Batrachoididae. The record is from RefSeq and is a predicted model, not a curated record. Bases 352 to 2409 code for a protein of 685 amino acids. Gene Ontology annotation, molecular function: calcium ion binding.
CAGAAACCCUUCACUCCGUGCGCGGAUGCUGUGCCACAUGCGCGCGUCACUGUCAGCCACGCAAACUGCUGAGCAGCGCAGCGGCACCAUGCAUGUGCAACAUAAAGACCGCAGAAUGACGAACUUGUGGAUAUUGACUUUAAUGACUUUCGUCUAACCCUCCAUCCCUGGAUAACGGUCUCUGCUUUUGUUCUGGAUACGGAUCGCGGAGCUGGAUCUCGUCCUGCAGGCUGCAGACUAAGAAGGAUUAUAUUUAUUCUGGUCUUUUUGUUUUUGUACACUUUGGAAUUGGACCGUUUUGCUGGAGGAGAUCUUGAUUUUGGAAGGAUAACGCGCAGCACAUCACAAAGGAUGGCCAUUAGGUUCACUUCUAACCUCGCUAUAGUUUUAACAGUUUUCACGCAGGUUCUGGGGUCAGGUGUGUUCGAGCUCGCGCUCCAUCACUUUGAGAAUUCCAAAGGUUUGCUAGCGAACGGGCGCGGCUGCGGCGCGAGCGGCUGCACGACUUAUUUCAGGGUUUGUCUGAAGAACUUCCAGACGGUGGUGACUCCUGGUUGCUGUCUGUUCGGCGCGGCCAUCACACCUGUUCUGGGCACGGACUCGUUCAGUAUCCAGUCCAGGCUGCGGCUGCCGCUCAACGUCACCUGGCCGGGUGCUUUCUCACUCAUUAUUGAAGCCUGGAAUUCUGCAGCAGAUGGAACUGCAGAUACCACCAACCCUGAGUUGUUGAUUAGUUCUUUUGCCAUCCAAAGAAAGUUGGGGAAAGGAUAUGAGUGGUCCCAGGAUGUGCAGAAGGGGAUGCAGACGGAGCUCAGGUACUCAUACCGGUUCAUCUGCAAAGACAAUUACUACGGAGACACUUGUUCCAAAAUAUGCACUCCAAGAGACGACCGUUUUGGCCACUACACCUGCCAGCCUGAUGGGCAAAUAGCCUGUCUGCCGGGAUGGAAGGGAGAAUACUGCCAAGAACCAAUUUGUCUGGAAGGCUGCAGCGAAAGGAACGGAAACUGCUCGUUACCUGGGCAGUGCAAAUGCAGAGAAGGCUGGCAGGGCCUUUUUUGUGAUGUGUGUAAACUCCACCCAUCCUGUAAACAUGGUACAUGUCGGGAGCCGUGGCAGUGCACCUGCAAAGAAGGCUGGGGAGGCAUCUUCUGCGACCAAGAUCUGAACUAUUGCACCCAUCACAAACCGUGUGCCAACGGGGCCACGUGCAUGAACACGGGCCAAGGGAGCUACACUUGCACCUGCCUGGCAGGCUUCACCGGGGUGAACUGUGAUGCAAAGGUCAGGGAGUGUGAUAGCCAGCCGUGUCGCAACGGAGGCCGCUGCCUGCCCUCUGAGAACGGCUACAGAUGUGUUUGCCCGCAGAGGUUCGAAGGGGAACACUGUGAACUCAGGGUGCGGACCUGUGCCGAUACUCCCUGCUUCCACGGUGGCAAGUGCAGAGAAAAAGACAAAGUGCACAGUUAUAUCUGCGAGUGUCCCGCAGGCUACACCGGACUCAACUGUGAGAAGAAAAUGGACAGAUGCACCUCACUGCAAUGCACCAACGGUGGGCACUGCGUGAUCCUCAAUACCCUCACGGUGUGCAGCUGCCGUUCAGGCUUCACGGGACUCAGGUGUGAGAUUAACAUCAACGAGUGUGCCACCAGCCCCUGCGCCAACGGUUCCACUUGUGUAGACCGUAUCAAUGACUACACCUGCACCUGUCUGCCAGGGUACGCAGGCCGUCACUGCGACAAGCUUACAGACCGCUGUACAUCUCAGCUGUGCUUCAACGGAGGGACCUGCACUGUCGGACCGAGAGGCCAGGCUACCUGUAUCUGCCCGGUCCAUUACAGCGGAUCCCAGUGCCAGUCCUUCAGUGCGCCUUUGACCAAUACCCCCAGCCCCAGUAUAGGCUGGGAGUCCAGCGAGAGACUGAGCAUAGCAGCAAUGGGCAUGGGAGUAGGUUUGGUGGCUAUCCUGGUGCUUUUCUUCAUGGCCAUGGUCAUAAUGCGUCACAUCAGGAAGCAGAGGAACAAGAAGCAGGACUCGGAGACGAUGAACAACCUCUCCAAGAUUGACUUUCAGAAAGAGAACCUUAUCUCUACUGUAGAGCUCAAGAACACAAAUAAAAAGACAGACCUAGAGGUGGAGUGUCCUAAAGAAAAGUCUAAUCAUAAACACAUCAACCACUACCACCCAGAUUGCAAAACAUCCACGAGGUACAACGAUGAACUGUUCCUUCUGGAUAAAGACGAAAACUGUGAAAGGACAAUAGAUGACAAAAUACAUUUGAGUAGAAUGUACAGGGAAAGGCCAGAAAGCACAAUAUCAACAAUCUACUCCUCCAGAGAUUCAAUGUACCAAUCUGUGUUUGUAAUCGCUGAGGAGAAACGCGAAUGCGUCAUCGCAACCGAGGUAUAAUAAAUAGAAGAUACUACUGUCGACAAAUUUCUUGUGGACUGUUUACAAAAGUGGAGAGAGUGGGAUUUAUUUACAUGGAAGUUGCUGCUCGUAAAAACUUGAUAACUGGACGGAGUCACUGUGCUCUUUGAAUGCAACAGAAAUAAAGCUACUUAUUUUUUGUUAGAAUGUAAAGACGACGGAGAAUAAUGAGCAAAUCUGACUUGUGGGUGUGGCUUUAAUGUCAUCAUCGAUUCAAAACGUAUGGUCAGAUCCGUCCAAGUUCAUCCAAGGGCAACGGGCCAAGAGGUUUCCGUCGGCGCACUGAUCACCAGGAGAGGACUUUUUGAUUUUCUCCUCUCCACCUUAUUACAGUAAUCAGCAAUCAACAAAUCAGCCAACAAGCUGGUUGGUUUUUUGUUUAGUCUUUUGAAUGAUCUGGAAAUGCGCUCUGCAAACAAAAAUGAACAUUGUGUUUAAAAAAAAAAAAAAAAAACACAAACUACUGAAAAUGGUUCAUUUUUAUAUCAUGUUUUUUUUUUUUUUUUUUAUCUGACCUGUCCAGUAAAGAAUGUACAGAGCAAAGCCUUAUAUGUGUUUAAGGGGUUUAAAAUACCCUCACCAUGCCCCGUUCCGUUGUGAUUCUGGUUGUGCCAUGCAGGGAAACCCAACAUAAGGCCUUAUUUUACAUUAUGCAAACUCACCCACAAAUAAAGACAAAGAACUACAGUGACUAUCAUACCAACGAUGCCUUCACUGUAAAUUACUCAAUAUUUUGUAAGAUUAGUAUUUCAUUAGGUAUUUAAGAAUAUCAAGCACUGAUCUUUCUCUCUGUUUUAUAUGAUGAUUUUGUAUAUAAUGUAUAUUUAUAUCUUAAGAUUAGAAGUAUAAAUUGUACAUCUGUUUUUAUGUUGAUACCCCCAAAAAGGUGAAUUUUUUUUAAACUUGUUGUUGGCGUUUGCUUGUUUGUUUUUAAUGAAAACCUAUCAAAGAGUACAUAUGUGGUACACUGUUUGUUUGUCAGUCUUCAGUGGUGGUCAAAUAGAAGUUUGCCUCAAUGUUGGACUCAUAUAGAAUUUAUAUUUGUGUCAUCUGAUGUUUAAGUGGCUUUUGUUGUGUAGAUACAGCAAUAUUUGGCUUUGUAGACUUUCUAAAGAUUCCAUGCGUUUGUAACAUUUGUGACGGUGCGACGAGUGAGUUAGCGGUCACUGAGUGGAAAGGAUUUUAUUUGGAAGCAAUGUAA